Messenger RNA from Botrytis fragariae, 510 nucleotides. RefSeq lists its product as uncharacterized. NCBI's taxonomy places the organism in Eukaryota, Fungi, Ascomycota, Leotiomycetes, Helotiales, Sclerotiniaceae. The transcript has 3 exons. The coding region runs from base 1 to 510 and encodes 169 amino acids. The record is from RefSeq and is a predicted model, not a curated record.
AUGCGUGGUUGUGUUCCGGGGACUCGUUCUAAUAUUCGUUGUGCAAUAGUCGAGAAGGAAAAGGUCAAGAACGUUCAAUGUACAACUGUAAUGAGGAGAAUAAGUUCCAAAACAUCAAUAGCACUAAAAAGAUCCUCGUCUCAUGCCUGGAGCCAACCGAAUCGCAAGACGGCAGAUAUGGCGCUUGUAUGGGUACCAGAGAAAGCAGCAAAAGAUCACUACACGCUAUAUGAAAAGAUAAAAAAGACUGGAGACAAAUUGACCCUGGAAAAUGAGCACAAUAACCUCCGAGAGCGUUGUAGGGUUUAUAGGGCACGAUGGGACAGAGCGGCUAAUCAAAGAUUCUUUGAGCUAUCAGUGGAUAAUGCGGAGACCAAAUUAGAAAUUGGCACCUGCGAAUUUGUUCGAUACGCAUAUCCAGCCGAACCAUGGGAUACAGAAUGUGGUGUGGAAAGUGAUGCGGUUGCGGUCCGGCUCAUGUGUCUAGCACCAAGUAAGAAGUCGAGAUAG